This is a messenger RNA of Acaulospora morrowiae, 2113 nucleotides long. NCBI's taxonomy places the organism in Eukaryota, Fungi, Glomeromycota, Glomeromycetes, Diversisporales, Acaulosporaceae. The record is from the annotation of a GenBank genome assembly.
AUGGCUUUACCAAUCACAUGGAAUGUUGACGAUAAAUCAGAUUUUUUGAACGUAGAUUCAGGCAGACUUAAGGAUAUUAGAUAUACCGUUAAUAUAUAUAUCAAAAAUCACGAACCUACUAAAAUUCUUUGUAAACUCAAUGGUCAAGGUAAAGAUAAUGAACAUGCUGCUGCAAUAAGAGCAAACCAUCCGAUUCUUCCACAAUGUGGAUUGUUUUAUUUUGAAAUUGAUAUUAUCAAUAAAGGACAAACUGGGAUUAUUGGAAUCGGAUUUUGUACAAAGACUGUUGAUUUAAAUGUGAUGCCUGGGUGGAGAGAAAAUUCGUGGGGUUAUCAUGGUGAUGAUGGAAAAUUUUUUUGUGAGGGAUUUGGAGACCUGUACGGGCCGUUGUUUACCACCGGGGACACUAUUGGAUGUUAUUUGAACUUUGCAAAUAAUACGGUAUUCUAUACCAAGAACGGAGUGAAUCUAGGGCUUGCGUUCCGAGAUUUAAAAGGCAUCAUCUUGUAUCCCUUUGUUGGACUGAGGUCGCUAGGCGGGUCUAUUGAAGCAAAUUUUGGUCAUAGAAAGUUCAAAUAUGCAGCGGUAACCUGUGAUGACAUUGAUGAUCAAUUGUUUCAAAAAAGAUGGGAUGAAGCUUACGAUUAUGAAACCAAUCAACAAAUAGAUAAACUCACACGGUUAAACGAGUUUUUGAUAAUCGUAGAAAACCACGCAUUUAAAUUAAGAUAUAAAGGAAAAACUUAUUUCAUUUUGGGCAAAUAUAAAGAAGCACUUGAAUGUUUAACAGAAUUGCUUGAUAUUGAGCAAAAUGAUGAAUUUGCAUUAAGAUACCGAGGAGAAACUUAUUUCAUAAUGGAAAAAUAUAAAGAAUCACUUACAGAUAUUAAAAGAUUAUUAGAAAUAAAAACUAAUGAUUCAUGGGGAUUAAAGGUCAAAGAAGAAGUUGCUAGGGGAAUGGUUCAUGAUGGUAUUCUUUACGAAAUAGGAUUUGGAGUUGAAAAGGAUAUUGACAUGGCAUAUAUAAAUUAUAAACAAUCUGCUAAUAUAGGAAAUCCUACUGCAAUAGAGAGCCUCAAUCGCCUUGCCAAUUUGAUCUGGGUCGGCGAUAGACAUUGGUCUAUGAGUGAGUCUCGCCGUACUACUUUGGAAGAUGACGAAAGGAUAAAUCGUAUAAAAUAUUUUCGGGAUAUAGAACGGAAAAGGUUAAUGAAACAGGAUUGGAUACAUGAUUCGAAGAGAUGCGAAGAAUGUAGAAAAUUUUAUAAUCCUAUCUAUAGUGGAUGGUGCAAAACAUGUAAUUCAAAACAUUUGGAAAAUACCAGCCCUAAGAGUGGCAAUCCAGAAAUUGAUGAAUUCCUUAGAAAAGCUGAAUCAUAUAUUAAUAUAACCGAUCGUACGUUUUUUGUUCGAUAUCUGGGAUUUUCUCAAGAUCCAAAAAAAAAUUAUAUGAUAGUCAUGGAAAAAGCAUCUUGUGAUCUUCACGAAUACUUAAAGCACAAUUUUUGUCGUAUGAAUUGGGAAGAAAAGAUAACGGCAUUAUUAGAUAUAAGCAUAGGACUUGAUUUUUUGCAUAAUAGUAAACUAGUUCAUAGGGAUCUUCAUUCAAGAAACAUAUUAUUUGGUAAUGGAAAUGUUUUUCUUAUUACGGAUCUCGGGCUAUGCCAAGGUGUAAAUCAGUGCUCCGAGAAAACUUUUGGAGACGUACACUAUGUUGCACCGGAAGUUCUAAAUGGUAAUGGUUAUACACAAGCAGCUGAUGUGUACUCCUUUGGUAUUGUGGCAUGUGAGGUUGUAACUGGUUGUCUACAAUAUCACGCUACUUACGAGAAUAAAGAUGAUUUAAAAAUUCAGAUUAUUGGCGGUCAUCGUCCAAUAAUUCCAGAUGAUGUACAGGAUCAACUUCGUGAUUUGAUUAACCAAUGUUUGAAUAAAGACGAAUAUAAAAGGCCAACUGCUGGAGAUUUGCAUUCCACAAUAAGAAAGUUGUAUAAAGAUAUCAAACAGCUCCGCAACAAUUCUAAGCGAAUCUUUAAUACAAAAGAAACGAAAUUCGAGAAACCUUUAUCAAUAUCUAGUUGUGAUGAAUUCUAUAAGGAAAAUGAUGAACCAG